Peronospora matthiolae is the source of this 837-nucleotide messenger RNA. The record is from the annotation of a GenBank genome assembly. NCBI's taxonomy places the organism in Eukaryota, Oomycota, Peronosporomycetes, Peronosporales, Peronosporaceae.
AUGGUCGUGGACGCGGGGGCUAACAAUGUCCAGUGGGGACAUCAUGAUGAAGGCAAUGGCUACGAUCGAAAGUGGCGUUUGCAGUCUCGUUCGAAUGUGGAGUUUCGACGAGCAAGGACGUGUCUGGAAUGUGGGCGGUCGACAGUGGUGCAACGCACCACAUUUGCCACGACAAGACCAAGUUCGCAAGUUUGGCAAGAGCGCAAUGAGGGCGAACUCUUGGUGGCUGAUGGCAACAAGGUGGCCAUCAAAGGUGUGGGAACCAUCAUGGAAAAGGUGGUUCUGCCCAACGGUGAAGAGCGUGAGAUCGAAAUCAAGAACGCGCUAUAUGUUCCAAGUAUGAGCAAGAACCUGCUCUCGGUGCCACAGAUUAACAGCCAUGGCAAGUUUCAAGUCGUGUUUGACGGGUCCAAGAUGUAUGUGACUCUCAAGAACUCACAGCAAGUGGUGGCGACAGCGGAUCUCGUGGAUGGACUCUACUGGCUUCGGACGACUCAACGAUCAGCGAAUGUGACAACAAGUGGAACCAGUUGUGCCGAUCUACAUGCGAGAAUGGGUCAUGCUCCAGUCGAUAUACUUCGCAAGAUGAUCGCGACCAACAUGAUCAAGGAUGUGCGAGUCCCUCUCAAGUCGGGGUGGGAGCAACUACAUGUCGAGGGAUGUCAACAAGGGGAAAUGGUCCAAAAACCAUUUCCAAGCAACCGAGACAAGCGCAGCUACGAUACGUUUGAGCUACUUCAUCUGGACAUCUGCGGACCCAUGGAAAGGAUUCGCUCGGUGGCAGCAUGUUUGCUGCUGAUCAUAAACGAAGCCAGUGGAUGCAUGAAGGGCUUUUGA